AUGAUCGUUCAUUGGUUAUCAUUAUUCACUAUUUAUAUUAUUUCAUUUACACUUGCUAAUCCAACUAAUUUUACUUCAAAACAUCGUAAAACAUCAAAUGAUUCAUCAUUAGCUAGCGGUCGAUCGGCUAUUUCAAUUAUUGAAGAAGAUAAACGAUGUUUUGCAUGUCCAAUAAUUUCUGACACAAGCAUUCAUAGUCGAUGUAUUGUACCUUGUCAUUAUAAUCAAAGAUGUUAUUUAAAAGCUUCUCAUGCUAAUGCUACACUCACUGAUCGUCGUUGUACUGAUGAACGAUGGGUACGUGAUUUGCUUGUCGAUGGUUGUCUUACAUACAAUGGUCAAUAUUGGUGUAUGUGUUCAACUGAUUUAUGUAAUUCCGGUGAUUUUACAUCUAUUCGUGGUUAUGAUGAUUGUUCAAAUGAACCAUGUCCAUGGGGUACAAUGUGUCUCGAUACAAAAGAUGGAUUUAGUUGUAUAUGUCCACCAUGGCAAGAUGAUUGCACUUAUUCCUUUAAUAUCGGCUGUUCGUGUAAGAAUGGGGGUCGAUGUAUGACGGGUCUUGGAGGUUAUAUUUGUGAAUGUCCAUAUGGUUAUAAUGGAUUAAAUUGUGAAACAAGAGAUAUAUGUAUUCCAAAUCCAUGCAUGAACGGCGGCACAUGCCAAUCACAAGGCUUACUUAGUUUUACAUGUCAAUGUCGAUCAGGAUUUCAAGGACUUACUUGUCAGAUAUGUGACGCUUGCAUACCAAAUCCCUGUCAAAAUGGCGGCACGUGCCUUUUUGAUGAAGCAACUGGAUAUUUUCGUUGUACUUGUCCACCAGGAUAUACAGGUCGUACAUGUGAUAUUGGCAGUACAGUAACUGUUCCUCCAUCUAAUGCAUGUUCACCUAAUCCCUGCAGAAAUGGCGGUACAUGCCAACCAACUAAUACAGGAAGUUUCAUAUGCUUAUGUCCUGUUGGUUAUCAAGGCACUUGUUGUGAAACUCGCAUAGAUCCAUGCUCACCGAAUCCAUGCCAAAAUAAUGGUAUCUGCACAGCAAGUGGAACUUCUUUUUUUUGUUCAUGUUUGACUGGAUAUACUGGACAACGUUGUGAAACACGUGAUCCUUGUGCUGAUAAUCCUUGUUUGAAUGGAGGUGCUUGUGUGCCAAAUGGAUUUGGAGGAUUUACUUGUCAAUGUCCACCAGGAUUUAGUGGUCAAAGAUGUGAAGAUCGUGAUCCUUGUGCUUCUCAACCUUGUAUGAAUCAAGGCAAUUGUAUACGAGAUAAUGGUGGUUUUCGUUGUGUUUGUCCAUCAGGAUAUUCAGGAAGUCGAUGUGAAAUUCGUGAUGCAUGUCAACCUAAUCCUUGUCUGAAUGGAGGCACAUGUCGACCUAUAAAUGGAAAUGGUGGAUUUCAAUGUACAUGUCCAGCUGGUUUUACGGGUAUAUGUUGUGAAACAAGAGAUGUUUGUAUUCCAAAUCCUUGUUUGAAUGGUGGAGCUUGUAUACCAAAUGGAUUUGGUGGAUUUACUUGUCAAUGUCCACCAGGAUUUAGUGGUCAAAGAUGUGAAGAUCGUGAUCCUUGUGCUUCUCAACCUUGCAUGAAUCAAGGCAAUUGUAUACGAGAUAAUGGUGGUUUUCGUUGUGUUUGUCCAUCAGGAUAUUCAGGAAGUCGAUGUGAAAUUCGUGAUGCAUGUCAACCUAAUCCUUGCAUGAAUGGAGGAACAUGUCGACCUAUAAAUGGAAAUGGUGGAUAUCAAUGCAUGUGUCCAUCUGGAUUUACAGGUUUACGUUGUGAAACAAGUAUGUUUAUUUAUUGAAACGUAACAUCUUCU
This is a messenger RNA of Rotaria sordida, 1815 nucleotides long. The record is from the annotation of a GenBank genome assembly. Lineage: Eukaryota; Metazoa; Rotifera; Eurotatoria; Philodinida; Philodinidae.